AUGAGCGAGGGCCCCAAACCUACCUGUAUCAUGAGCGAGGGCCCCAAACCUACCUGUAUCAUGAGCCAGGGCUCCAAACCUACCUGUAUCAUGAACGAGGGCCCCAAACCUACCUGUAUCAUGAGCGAGGGCCCCAAACCUACCUGUAUCAUGAGCGAGGGCCCCAAACCUACCUGUAUCAUGAGCGAGGGCUCCAAACCUACCUGUAUCAUGAGCGAGGGCUCCAAACCUACCUGUAUCAUGAGCGAGGGCCCCAAACCUACCUGUAUCAUGAGCGAGGGCUCCAAACCUACCUGUAUCAUGAGCGAGGGCCCCAAACCUACCUGUAUCAUGAGCGAGGGCCCCAAACCUACCUGUAUCAUGAGCGAGGGCUCCAAACCUACCUGUAUCAUGAGCGAGGGCUCCAAACCUACCUGUAUCAUGAGCGAGGGCCCCCAACCUACCUGUAUCAUGAGCGAGGGCUCCAAACCUACCUGUAUCAUGAGCGAGGGCCCCAAACCUACCUGUAUCAUGAGCGAGGACUCCAAACCUACCUGUAUCAUGAGCGAGGGCCCCAAACCUACCUGUAUCAUGAGCGAGGGGCCCCAAACCUACCUGUAUCAUGAGCGAGGGCCCCAAACCUACCUGUAUCAUGAGCGAGGGCCCCAAACCUACCUGUAUCAUGAGCGAGGGCCCCAAACCUACCUAUGGCCUGCGUGA
This is a messenger RNA of Procambarus clarkii (red swamp crayfish), 699 nucleotides long. The record is from RefSeq and is a predicted model, not a curated record. Lineage: Eukaryota; Metazoa; Arthropoda; Malacostraca; Decapoda; Cambaridae.